Messenger RNA from Teleopsis dalmanni, 2384 nucleotides. Its product is annotated as transcriptional repressor CTCFL-like. Gene Ontology annotation, biological process: regulation of transcription by RNA polymerase II. The transcript has 6 exons. The coding region runs from base 246 to 2321 and encodes 691 amino acids. Gene Ontology annotation, molecular function: RNA polymerase II cis-regulatory region sequence-specific DNA binding; DNA-binding transcription factor activity. The record is from RefSeq and is a predicted model, not a curated record. Lineage: Eukaryota; Metazoa; Arthropoda; Insecta; Diptera; Diopsidae.
UUUGCCGUCAAUACAAGCUGUUAUCGAUAACAAAAUAAGUGCUCCAUCUUGCAUUAAAAACGUUUAACAUAUGAGGAAGUACUCUGACGGCAAUUGAAAAAAUUAAAUUUGUUUAAAUUAUUUUAUUACUUUUAACUUAUUUGUUUUAAUCUAUCAAUAUUAUUAAAUACAAUUUGGCACAGUAUAAGGCAAAGUGUGUUUUGUUUGGUUAUUGAUAAUAUCUGUCUUGACAACCAAACGAUAAAAUGUCUGCUAAAAAUGUAGGCAAUCACGAUCUGCAAACUUAUUUGGAUGCUUUCAAUGAAGAGAUAGAGGAAGGCGACCAGACUGUCGUAACACUCAACUCUGAAACCAUUGCAGCGCUAGGAUGUGGAGAUCAAACAGCACAAAGUCUUUUUAGUGAAGGAAAUAAUGCAAAUGUUAAAGACAUUUCUAUUGGCGUAGACGGGGAAUUGUUUUAUGUGAAUGAGACAGAAAAUUCACCAAAAAACGAUACAGUUGAGCUGGAAAUACAAAAUAACAAUGUAAAAGGAAAGGUCUUGAGACAUAAAUCGAAAAGAAAUGUUAGAAAAGAAGUUGUGUUAGCUCCCGCAGAGGAAGAUCAAGACGCUCAAAUAGAAUAUGUUGUCAUUAUCGAAGGUGAAAACCAGGGUGAUGGUGAGGGUGAUGACUUAGAAAUAAAACCUAAUGUUAAAGAAAUAUAUGAAUUUGAUGAAACUGAAUCAGUUCCCGAAAAUGAUAAAAGUGUUGGCAUUGCUGCUAGAGAAGGGCGUCUGAAGCAAAACGCAAAUAGUAGUGGUGAAUUAUUUAAAUGUGGUUAUUGUAGUUAUGCUGCUCCAAAAAGAUAUAUACUUUCACGUCAUUUAGCAUCACACUCUGACUAUCGACCAUACAAGUGUUCUGUGUGUGAGCGUGGCUUUAAAAAAAAUGCUGCUUUGCAUAACCAUAUGAAUGUGCAUUUAGGAAAGAAACCGCAUCAAUGUAAAUCUUGUGAAAUGGCUUUUACCACAUCUGGUGAAUUAUUGCGACACGUGCGUUACCGUCACACCAAGGAAAAACCUCACAAAUGCACCGAAUGUGAUUAUUGUAGUGUUGAAGUAAGUAAACUUACACGUCAUAUGCGUUGUCAUACUGGCGAAAGACCUUACCAAUGUCCACACUGUACAUAUGCAUCCCCUGAUACUUUUAAACUUAAACGACAUUUAAGAACACAUACAGGAGAAAAACCAUAUGAAUGCAAAAUCUGUCAUGCUCGUUUCACGCAAUCGAAUUCUCUUAAAUCGCAUUUGCUAAUACAUAGUGUUGGCGAUAAACCUAUUUUUCAAUGUGAAUUAUGUCCAACUACUUGCGGACGUAAGACUGAUUUACGUCUGCAUAUGAAAAAGCUCCAUCACUCUGAUAAACCAAUAAAAUGUAAAAGAUGUGGCAAAGAUCUUCCUGACCGUUAUUCUUACAAACAACAUAUAAAAUCACAUGAAGGGGAAAAGUGCUUUAUUUGUCAAUAUUGCCCAUAUCGUUCUGUAACCAUGAAACAGUUGAAUACACAUAUGCUUAUACACACAGAUGAAAAGCCUUUCAGUUGUGAUCAAUGUACCACUAAAUUUCGAAGUCGCGAAUUGCUCUUACGGCAUACGAACAUUUAUCAUACAACAGAUUACAAACCGCCACCACCACGUGCAAAAAAUCACACCUGUCCAACGUGCCAAAAGAAGUUUACACAUAAGGGUAAUUUAAUGCGUCACAUGGAAACGCAUGAUCCCGAUCCAGAUUUACAAAAAGAAAAGCUUAAAAUUAAAAUUGGACGCAUGACACGAGUUCAUCCGGACGGUUCUAUUAUUACCUUGGCACCAGAUUAUGCGAAUGAAAAUAUUGGUGAAAAUGAUGAUGCUGAGGACGACGAUUUUUAUGAACUUGAAGAUGAUGAAGGUGUUGAUAAUGAAAGUAGAAUUGAAUAUGUUGAAACAAUUGAUGAAGAUUUUGAGGAGAAACCUUUUGCAAACGUUACUGAUAAUGAUGUUGAUUAUAAUGAAAGUACAAUUUCAAUUAAAAAUGAACCACAUCAAACUGAAGGUUAUUUAACAUUAGAAGAAGUAGCAGAAAAUGGAGAGCAAUUUGUUGUUGUUGAAGUAAUACAAUGCGAUGACGAAGAAUUGGAUGAAGAUGAAAAUACUUUAACACUUAAUAAUGUCAUUAAAAUAGAAGAUAAAAGUGCUGAAGUUGUAAACGAUGGUAAUUGUUUUGGAUUUGAGGAGGAUAUUGCGGAAUUAAUUGAGGAAAAGGGUACCAGGAGAAAGCGAAAAUUUAUCAUAACCGAAAACUAGUCAUUUCAUCUAACAUAUGUUAAUAAAUUUUUUUAUUUUUAAAUUUGUUUUAAUUAAAAUUAA